AUGUUUAGUUUUGAAGGGGAUUUCAAAACCAGGCCCAAGGUGUCCCUUGGAGGAGCAAGUAGGAAGGAAGAAAAGGCUUCACUUUUACAUCGAACUCAGGAAGAAAGAAGAAAGAGAGAGGAAGAAAGGCGAAGAUUGAAAAAUGCAAUAAUUAUCCAGUCAUUUAUUAGAGGCUAUAGAGACAGAAAACAGCAAUAUUCUAUCCAAAGAAGUGCAUUUGAUCGUUGUGCUAAUUUGUCGCAGUCUGGUGGCACAUUUUCCAUUGCUAAUGGUCACAACCUUACCCUUUUGGUAAGGCAGCUUCUGUUUUUUUACAAACAGAAUGAAGACUCAAAACGUUUGAUAUGGAUGUACCAGAACUUAAUUAAAUACAGUUCUCUGUUUGUCAAACAGUUGGAUGGGUCUGAGAGACUUACAUGCUUAUUUCAAAUAAAGAGGUUGAUGAGCCUGUGUUGCAGGUUAUUGCAACAGUGUAAUGAUGACAGUUUGAAUGUUGCACUUCCAAUGAGAAUGCUUGAGGUGUUUUCAUCUGAGAAUACUUACUUGCCUGUUUUACAAGAUGCUAGCUAUGUCGUAUCAUUAAUUGAACAAAUUUUGCUUUACAUGAUUCAAAAUGGAUAUUAUAGGUCUCUCUAUUUGUUAAUUAACAGCAAGCUUCCAUCAAGUAUUGAAUAUUCUGAUUUAUGUCGAGUUCCUAUAGCAAAAAUUUUGUUAGAGAAUGUUCUAAAACCUUUGCACUUUACUUACAACUCCUGUCCAGAAGGCGCAAGGCAACAAGUCUUUACAGCCUUCACAGAGGAGUUUUUGGCAGCACCUUUUACAGAUCAGAUUUUUCAUUUCAUCAUUCCAGCAUUAGCAGAUGUACAGACUGUUUUCCCUUAUGAACCCUUUCUUCAUGCACUAUUGUUAAUAGAGAGGAGAUGUUCAAAAAAAAGUGAUGGAGCACCGUGGCUUUUCUACUUUGUUUUAUCUGUUGGUGAAAAUUACUUGGGGACCCUCUCUGAGGAAGGACUCCUAAUAUAUUUGAGAGUACUCCAGACCUUCCUUUCUCAGUUACCAGUUUCAUCAGCCAAUACAAGCUGCCAAGAUUCAGCCAGUGAUUCUGAAGAUGAGAAUGAAGAAGCAGAUAAGCAGAUGAGCAUCCCUGAGGAUGGUCGACUGUCAAUACCAUAUAUAACAGAGGAAUGUCUGAAAAAGUUGGAUACGAAACAGCAGACAAACACUCUAUUAAAUAUGGUAUGGAGGGAUUCAGCUAGUGAAGAAGUCUUUACAAUGAUGGCAUCCAUCUGCCAUAUGCUAAUGGUACAGCAUCGAAUGAUGGUGCCUAAAGUCAGGCUUCUCUACAGUCUAGCCUUUAAUGCCAGAUUCCUGAGACAUCUUUGGUUUUUAAUAUCAUCUAUGACAACACGAAUGAUCACAGGGUCUAUGGUGCCGUUGCUUCAGGUGAUAUCAAGAGGUUCUCCUAUGUCUUUUGAAGAUUCUAGUCGAAUCAUCCCACUCUUUUACCUUUUUAGCUCUUUGUUUAGUCAUUCGUUAAUUUCCAUACAUGAUAAUGAAUUCUUCGGUGAUCCCAUCAAAGUUGUAGGUCAAAGACAAUCAUCAAUGAUGCCUUUUACUUUAGAAGAGCUAAUAAUGUUAUCUCGAUGCCUUCGAGAUGCAUGCUUAGGGAUCAUCAAACUGGCUUAUCCGGAAACAAAACCAGAGGUUCGAGAAGAAUAUGUUCUAGCAUUUCAAAGUAUUGGAGUUACUACUAAUUCUGAAAUGCAGCAGUGUAUACAGAUGGAACAAAAACGAUGGAUUCAGUUAUUUAAGGUUAUCACCAAUCUAGUGAAAAUGUUGAAGUCCAGAGACACCAGAAGAAACUUUUGUCCCCCAAAUCACUGGCUGUCAGAACAAGAAGAUAUUAAAGCAGAUAAGGUCACCCAACUCUAUGUACCAUCAUCCAGAAAUGUGUGGAGGUUCCGACGAAUGGGAAGAAUAGGUCCAUUACAGUCCACCCUGGAUGUGGGUUUGGAGUCACCACCACUCUCUGUAUCUGAGGAAAGACAACUCGCCGUUCUAACAGAAUUGCCUUUUGUAGUUCCAUUUGAGGAACGUGUAAAGAUCUUUCAAAGGCUGAUUUAUGCAGAUAAACAAGAAGUUCAAGGAGAUGGUCCAUUUCUGGAUGGAAUUAAUGUCACAAUAAGAAGAAAUUACAUUUAUGAAGAUGCUUAUGACAAACUUUCACCAGAAAAUGAGCCUGAUUUGAAAAAGCGGAUCCGUGUGCACUUACUCAAUGCUCAUGGCCUGGAUGAAGCCGGCAUUGAUGGUGGCGGCAUUUUCAGAGAGUUUUUAAAUGAACUACUGAAAUCUGGAUUUAACCCCAACCAGGGUUUUUUUAAGACUACUAAUGAAGGGCUUCUGUACCCCAACCCAGCUGCUCAGAUGCUUGUUGGAGAUUCUUUUGCCAGACAUUACUACUUCCUAGGCAGAAUGCUUGGAAAGGCUCUCUAUGAAAAUAUGCUGGUGGAGCUUCCUUUUGCUGGCUUUUUCCUCUCAAAGUUGCUGGGAACUAGUGCAGAUGUGGACAUUCAUCAUCUAGCUUCAUUAGAUCCUGAAGUAUAUAAGAAUUUGCUCUUUCUUAAGAGCUAUGAAGGUGAUGUGGAGGAACUUGGGCUGAACUUUACUGUGGUGAAUAAUGAUCUCGGAGAAGCACAGGUAGUAGAACUAAAAUUUGGCGGAAAAGAUAUUCCUGUUACAAGUGCUAACCGAAUUGCAUAUAUCCAUCUUGUAGCCGACUACAGACUAAACAAACAAAUUCGCCAGCAUUGUCUGGCUUUCAGACAGGGUCUGGCCAAUGUUGUUAAUCUUGAAUGGCUCCGAAUGUUUGAUCAGCAAGAAAUCCAGGUGUUAAUUUCUGGUGCCCAAGUUCCCAUAAGUUUAGAAGACUUAAAAUCCUUUACAAACUAUUCAGGAGGCUAUUCUGCAGACCACCCUGUAAUUAAAAUCUUCUGGAGAGUUGUAGAAGGGUUCACUGAUGAAGAAAAGCGCAAGUUGCUCAAGUUUGUGACAAGUUGCUCUCGACCGCCUCUCUUGGGAUUUAAGGAAUUGUAUCCUGCAUUUUGCAUUCACAAUGGGGGCUCUGACUUAGAGCGGCUCCCCACUGCCAGUACCUGCAUGAACCUGCUGAAGCUCCCUGAAUUUUAUGAUGAGACACUUUUACGAAGUAAACUUCUAUAUGCUAUUGAAUGUGCUGCUGGGUUUGAAUUGAGUUGA
Molecule: messenger RNA, 3255 nt
Organism: Orycteropus afer afer
Lineage: Eukaryota; Metazoa; Chordata; Mammalia; Tubulidentata; Orycteropodidae
Gene: UBE3C
Product: ubiquitin protein ligase E3C
Exons: 23
Coding region: 1-3255 (1084 amino acids)
Biological process (GO): ubiquitin-dependent protein catabolic process; protein polyubiquitination
Molecular function (GO): ubiquitin protein ligase activity; protein binding
Source: RefSeq, a predicted model, not a curated record